Molecule: messenger RNA, 1651 nt
Organism: Monascus purpureus
Lineage: Eukaryota; Fungi; Ascomycota; Eurotiomycetes; Eurotiales; Aspergillaceae
Source: the annotation of a GenBank genome assembly
UCAACCCCCCUCGUCGCUUCGAGAGAAGGCCCACAUAACCCCUCACAUCGCCCCUCACAUCUUAUGGAAAAAUGGUCGUAUUUGUUGACUAUGAGAAUGAUGCCUUUGACGAGCGUCAUCAGCCCGGUCAUCCUGGAGCUCCGCUUCACGCCUUCAUCGACUCAGAGAACCUGCUGAUACACAAGUUGUCUAUUGGAGGUCCCCCUCCUUCUGAUAUCUUCCCAACAAAAAAUAAUAAUCACGAUCAGUCCAGAGAUACUAUUACUAAAGGGACAGUUGGAGGAACAGCCACAGAAUCUGCUUCCAGCACGGCAGAGUCUACGUCUACUACCGACUGUGCUAAUGCAAAGCGGAGUAAUCCGAACCGGAAUGCUUUCUCUGCAGCUUUGAGCUGUUAUCCGGUCGUCAAGGAACUCGCCCGAUCCGUAGACCUGAACACCCUCCACGCCCUCUCGAGAACAUGUCGUCAGUUCCGCGCGAAUUUAAUGCCCUUUUGUCAACAACUGAUCAGGCAGACUCUGCGCUGCGAGAAUGAAUAUAUAGAAACGCUCUCGGAUAUCUUGGACCAUGACUCCUCCGUCCCGGACAGUGUGAAAUCCGUCCUGGUGCUGAUGAACCGUGAAGGCAUACAACCGAGCAGGUUGACCAGGACGAAGAUCCGGAAGUGUGCCCGGGAUAUGGUGGGCGAGUGUCGAAGAUGCUCCAGAGUCGUGUGUAGGAAUUGUACAGUCAAACCACCGAGCGAUUCCAUGCUGAAGAACCGUCUCCGUCGUCUUUGCACUACCUGUCGCACUGUGCCAUUGGCCUAUCACUUCUCUCUUUCCCGGCCCAAUGACGCCAGUUUGGAUUUGAAUAAGGAAAACGUCUCGUUCACGGCAUCCGCUUUCGCCCGCACCCCAUGCUCCUGUGAAGAAGCUGUCUGGCUCUGCUAUAAAUGCGGUCAGACCCUCCGCAGUAACGACACGACCUACCGUCGUGUCUGGACCUGGCGAACCCGCUACAGCACAUAUCUUGACGGCAACCUAGGCACGGGAAUCGGCGAGGGCUGUCAGGGCGUCAAAUGUGGACGCGGGGAAUACUGUCUCGCAGCUCAGGAGAUUGAGCUAGAAGUCGAUCCUGAGGCGGAUGAUGGGUUUCUUACCGAUGCGAUCCACCAUCACAUUACCACUAAUAACAACAAUAGCAACAAUUACCCACUUGGCCACGCGGGUGCGGCUGCAAACUCAGGCGCUCCUUUACUUGUCGAUCUCAGGGAUGAGGAAGAGCCCGGGUACUUCCGCCAGGAGAUGGUCGGAGUGGGUGGCGUUGUCAAACAUAAGGCUAAGAAGCGGGUCAUGGUUGGCGCCUGUGUGAUUGAAUAUGAGGAUGAGCGCGACACGGGCCAGUACCUGGUUCGAGAGGAGGAAGGGUUGCACCGGAGCUGGUGUGCCUGGUGCUGGAGAGUUGUGCCAGCAAGGCAGGAGUCGGACAGGACUUAGCAGCAUUGGCCACUGAUUGCUGCAAACAGGAAAGCAAGCAUCAGUAUCUCUCCCUCCUUCCAUCCAUCCUGUAUAACAUGCAUACAUAGUGUUAAGAAUCGUAUAUGACAUGUGACAAAGGGGCGUAUCAUCAGGUCUUUUUUUUUUUUGGCUUGCCCCAUCUGUGAAACAGG